AUGAUAUUGUCAAAACAAACGCACAUGUUUAAAUUAUUCUCAGAAUAUUUGAAAUUAUAUUUCAUUGUUAUAGUGAAAUAAUAAAAAUAUGGGCAAAAGAAAAUAUAACGAUGAUUCUGAAGAAUCGGUUAAAAGAAGCAAAAAACCUAGUGCUUCUGAAGAUGACAGUGAACAAAAUAAAGAUGUACAACCUCAAAGUGAAAUUACUGCUGAAAAUAAAAAUAAACAGUCAAAAAAACAUCUCAAUUUUGAUAUUAAACACUUCCGAAAGGAAUUAGCGGAAAAACAAGGACAGACAAUGGCUCUAACACAAUUUCUUCAAGUGUGCCUGAAUCCAGACAGUGACAUAGACUACUUAGCAGAGUACCUCAGAGUGGGAGGCAAUUCACAUGAAAUUCUACGUCAAAUAUCUACAGACAACAAAAAAAAUCUGUCUCUCGCCACUCCUACCUUUCAUAUUUUUCAUUUAAUAAUUCUUAAGGUACAAUCAUCAAUGCCACACAUGAUUAUGAUAACCGAAGAAGCUUGUCGCUACUUCUUGAACACCUUUGUACCAACUGUCGAAAUCAUGAUCAGUGAGAACUCAGGCCCUCGACACAGAAAGAUUAUACUAAACUUGUUAACCUCAAUGGUCACAAUGAGUUCUGAUUUAGGUGUUGAAGUACUAAAUCAACUGCCUUUAACCCCAAAACAUCUACAAUACAUUGUUGAGAAACCAAAUUACAAAGAGAAAGACAAUGUAAGAACAGCUUUUGUACAUUUAAUGACUUCAUUCCUUGUUGAUGGUCAUUUACCACUCAUUAAAGCUUUGUUGGAAAAGCAGGGUUUACUUCCACUAGUAAUACCUGGCUUAAUACAGGAUGAAGUAGAGGCAGUGAUUAUGUUUCUUAAUAUCUUGGAGAAGAAUGUCAUAAAUAAUACACUUAUAUCAAAAACUUUGAAACUUAAAACAUUCAGUCAUCAAGUGCUUCACAAUUUGUUCAAAGUGUUCAACUGGAAGGGACCACCCGAAUUAAGCAACGAUGCGAGAAAUGAGGCUCGCCCAGAAAUAUUAACAUUGCUGUCAAAUAUACUAAAAACAUUGUUCACAUCUCACAAACUUGGGUUGUACUUUAUUGAUCCCUAUCUAGGUACUGGUGAGACGAACAGAAACCAAAACUUAUACAAGGCCUUGCUCAGUUUGAAGCGGCCCUGGGAAAAUAAUUAUGAAUGUGAUACAGUGCUUGAGAUUGUUUUUAAAUGUCCCGAUUUGCACAGAGCUCUUAUUCAUGUCAUUGAACAAAGUUUUCAACCACAACAUUCACCGAUAUGGGAGAAAUCAACGGAAUUUACGAUAACACUGUUGAAUAAAUUGCGACCGGAAGAUAUGUUGCCACGUUUACAUAACUUGAACUCGAUGCAGUCCGUUAAUUUUAUAAGAUUUGUGGCAUUACCGGUACCAUUACUGAAACUUAUGCAAGCAAGUAUAGGAACAGAUCAACAAAUUUCAUUACACUGCAUAAAAGUGCUAGUAAAGAUGUUGCAAUCGCUUAAACGAUACAUGACGUUGCUGGAGUUGGAAGAAUCCGACAUUAAAUUGUUGGAAUUAAGAAACAAACUUGAGUAUUUCAUACCAAAACAUGUCCCAGCGCCAAAUGUAAUUGUUUCUUUAAUAAAUGAUAUAACAAGCGGUAACAGUAAGGAUGAUAUCUCCCAAGACUAUAAGCUACCAAAGCUAAAUACAGCAGACUCUCUAUUAUCACUCAUAGAUUUAUUGUUGCUCUACAAUCACAUACAUCCAGCAUUCUUUGAAUCCCUUGAAAGUAGUAUUGACAUGAAAACUAUUUUAGAAUUUACCAAGACGUUAACAUCAGGUCAGAUUUCCCUUCUGAAGUUUAAAGCAGUGUCAUUAUGGCUGAUUUUGGACGAAACAGCUAUAUCUCUUAAAAAUCCAAUGUUUAAGGAUCUAUUUCGCAUCAUGCUGGAAGUUUUUACAAGCGACGACGAGGAUACUUGGAUGGAAGCCAAGGAAACAUUACACAACUUCUUCAAGAGCACUGAAAUUUUCGAAACUGAUGAAAACGAAAUACAUUUGAUGCUGUAUUCUUUACGAAAUGCGCAAGUUAAUCCUAUAUCCAUUGUGGCGGAUAUAGUAGAAUAUGUUUUGAAAAAUAAAAAAGAUUUGACAGAUUAUAUUAAAAAUCAAAUGGUGAAUUUCGAGAUGUCCGAUGAGAGUAAUGAAGCUAAUUUGGAUAAAUUAUUUAAUGAUCUAAUGAACAACAAAAGCACAGAAGACAGUAUGUUUUUGGAAAAUAAAUUGCCUUCUCCAUUCAUUAUUGGAUGCAUACAGUAUAUUCAAGGGAACAAAGAAGCUAAAAAGAGUUUAAAAGGUUUCUUGUCCUUGUUUAUUGCUAAUUUGUUGCAUUGCAAUUAUUCUCCGGAAUUGUCGGAGGUUUUAAUAGGAGACUCGAAAUUAGACGUGAGAGGCUAUGUGACUGAUUGGACAACAAAGCCGGUAUCUCUACCAGACUCUUUAGUAAGGGAUGACAUUUUGUUAAAAAUAUCUAACUCAAUCAUCAACAAUGAAGAUAGUAAUAUUGCUGACAUAUUUCCAUUAUUAAUUAGUUCUGAAGAUGAUUAUGACUUGGCACUAGAUAGUUUAUUUUAUAAAAUAUCUGUACAAAAGUUAGAGAGUACUCAACUAUUCAUUUGGGCGAAAUAUUUAAUGUUUUGUGCCGUCGGAUUAUCGAAAACUGAUGAAUUAAACCCCGAGAAACAGAAGAAAAUCAUAACAUAUUUUCAAGUAAUCAUUUCAAUAGGAAAAAAACAUCACUUCAUAAGUACCAUCAGGAAUAUAGUUUUAAAUUUAUUCAAAAAUACUCACUUCCUCAAAAUAUUCAAAGCAUUAGAUGUUAGUAAAAAAUCAAAUAUUCUCGUAACAGAUUUCUUGUUACAAAUAAUCACACAGAAUAGAGAUAUAAUUGAAUAUUUGGACAGAAAACAUUUCAUUUUACGUUCAUUCCAACAUAAAACAUACACAGAAAUUGUUAAGGCAUUCAUAAAAAUAAAUAAACGAAAAAAUGUAGACAGUGAUCAUACAAUAAAAGUAUUAGACAUUGUUGGGCUGUCUAAAGAGAAUGAUACUCAAGUAUUCGAUCUCAUUUUUAAUACAAAAUUAGAGUCUUGUAUUAAAGAUGACAAAGAACCUAGUGUGGUUUUAGAAAUAUUAAGAGUUUUAAUAGAGAAAUAUUCAAAAUCUAUUGACUUAGAACUAUCUGCGGAAAUUGUGACAAAAUCCAUGAAAUUAUACACAGAUCUAAUAACGAACAAAGAUUUUAUAAUUAAUGUAACGGCUUUAGAAAAUGCCCUUACAGAUUAUUUUGAGAAUAAACCACACCAAAUUUUGCACAUCGCAGAGGAAGAGUUUAGAAAUUUUUUCUACGCAAAUUCAAUACGAAAGUCUACUUCAAAUCUUGCUUCAGUAUUGCUGAAAUUUAAUAGUAAAUUCUGUAUUGUAUACAAAGACGAAAUAAAAAGACCAGAAAUAUUAAGUCAAAGAGAGCUAACAUUGCCACUUGGUAAUGCCAUUGUAAAUCAUGGUCAAUAUUUGGCAAAUAAUAAGGAAAUCUUGGAAAAAUUGUAUAAUGAAUACAAGUCAAAUAUCAAUAAAUAUUUAGAGAAACCCCAUAAAGCGGGACAAGUUUACGUAGCUAGCUGGAAGUUGCUGAAGAAACUUGUGACGGAAUGUAUGACAAUACCAGAUUGCAAGAAAAUAUUUUCCAAGAUCCACAAAUUCGAAAUCUUAGAUUUAAAUCAUGUUAAAUUACUUCAAGUGAUUCUAUACAAAGUUUAUCUUAACACUGAAGAACAUAAAAUAGAAUAUUUUAUAAAUUAUAUUUCUGCAAUGCUCAAUUUAGUGCUGACUUGUUUGAAAGAUGAAAAAAUUAAUGAUUUAGAUGAAACAGUUUCAUAUGUUUACAGUGCAACACAAAUAAGUAAGAUUAAACAAUUGGUUGACAAUAAAGAUGAAUUCACAAGAGUAAUAGAUGGCGCCACUUGGAAGAAUUUUUGCAAAGCGGUUUUGAAAAGUGCCCUUAAAGUAAAGACAGCGGAUCAAGAUAAUAGCUUAGGACCGAGACUACUAUCUUUGCUUACGCUGUUAGUCAAAUAUUUUUACCCCGUUGAUCAUGAGGAUAUCGCUGUUCUAUUCGAUAUGGUUACAUCGCAUUCGGAAUUCUUAAAUGUCAUGCUAAGUUAUCAUAGUCUAGAGAUAAAAUCUAGGUUGCUUCAAUUUCUAUAUUGCUUGAUUACAUUAAACAAAUCUAUUAUGAAAUCACAGCAAAUACCGGUAUAUUUGAGUGCAUAUCAUGCCACAAAGAACCCUUGCGAUAGGUUGAUAUUGUCGAUAUUACAGUACUACGAGAGUAAUGGUUUACCUGUGAAUGAGUACAAACCUUACGUCUGGGGAGAUUCAGCCGCUAACUAUUACGCUGUAAGAAAGAAACGCUCUGCCUCUCUGUGGAGCCAUCCCACUCCGAAUCAAGUGUUAAAUUUAUUCGAUAGAGAAAUUAUCGCGAAAACAGUACGUAACUUCCCAGUUGAACAAAAAUUAGAUUACUAUUUCGAGUUGCCUGAAACCUGCGACUCGUUGAAGGAUAUUACAAUUAAAAUGUAUUUGGUCAAUGAACACGAGCAAAAAGCAAAGUUUGCAAAAUGUGAAACGGUACAAGACAACGAGACGAUUCUAAAGGGUUUGCUAAAGAAAGACGAGUAUAACGCAAUUGUGAAUAAGUAUAAGGAGAGAGAUGUGUUAUCUGUAUCGCAUUUUGAUGAAGACGACGAGAUAUAUGAUCCUGCUUUUCUGUUUCCUCUUUUGAGCCAUCUAUUAGCGCCUGGGUCGAUGGCGUCCUGUUUCAAGUUGCUUAGAACUGGUCUACUGUCCGUCACGGUGGUGGCGCUAAGCUCCCACUGCCCAAUGAUGAGGGCUGCUGCUUACCAUGUUCUGCAUAGAUUCUGCAUGCUCUUGGAGUUGGAAACGAGACAUAAAAAUGACAAAUUGUUGCUAACGGAUUUCAUCACGACGCUCCGCCAGAGUUUAACAAAAGCAAUGAAAGAUGCGGGUAAAGAAGACAAUAAUAUAUUCGGUGAUUUGAAAAAUCCUAAAUUACCAGCGAUCGGCGUUUUAUAUUUGGCCAAAGCAUUGACAGUUUGUACUGCACCUUCGGAACCUCUAUACAAACCAGUCAAUAACUUCCUAAUAGCUAAACAAUUUGUCGAUCUGACCAUAGUUCCGGACUUCCUUAGUCUCUUCCAUGAUAACGAAGUGGAAAGCCUGGACAGACGACUUUGGAUACUGGACGUAAUGACGAAUGGAGUCAAAUCAAUGACGGAUGUUGUUGUGGUGUUCAAAAGCAUGUGUUUGAAGAUGCUAAUGGAUUUCUACACUACAGUGCUAUGCGAUAAACGGACGAAAGUUAAAAUUAUCAAAGUCCUGAAUUCAAUAGUCGCGAUACCAAAAGCCUUCGAAAUAUUACUCGAAGGUCACGGCCUUGUGGCAUGGUUGCAUUCUAUCGUCUGGUAUAUCGCUAAAGACGAUAAAGUGGUCGUUCAAGAGAUUCUUGUGUUAAUCAAAACUAUAAUCGAGAGUAUGAAUAUUAAUUCGUUUCACAAACAAAUGCGACUCAAAGUGGCCGAUGUUAAAGUGAAGAGCGACGUCGAAUACGAAAUCAUAAGCGUCAUUUACGAAUUAUUGAAUCACGUGGAUUGUUGUGAUGUUGACGAUGUUAUGGCAUACGUGAAUCUUUAUAAUUUAAUUUCUAAACGGACAAUUAAGUUCUUGACUAAGAAACAGAUAACGAAUGUUGUGCAUAGAUGCAGCGAAAAAAUUAAAGGCACGGAAAGCAUUAAGGUCAUAAGUCAAGCUCUAGCUUUGAAAAGCCCUUGUAUGUUGAGAAGCAAAAUUGUUAAAAAUGAUGGUAAUAUAUUGGUUAGAGAAUUAGACAUGCUGGUUGAUGCUUAUAUUUCAUAGAUAUAAAAUAAAUUGAAUAAAUACUAUUGUAUUAUAA
Molecule: messenger RNA, 6044 nt
Organism: Zerene cesonia (dogface butterfly)
Lineage: Eukaryota; Metazoa; Arthropoda; Insecta; Lepidoptera; Pieridae
Exons: 3
Coding region: 89-6007 (1972 amino acids)
Biological process (GO): maturation of LSU-rRNA from tricistronic rRNA transcript (SSU-rRNA, 5.8S rRNA, LSU-rRNA); maturation of 5.8S rRNA from tricistronic rRNA transcript (SSU-rRNA, 5.8S rRNA, LSU-rRNA)
Cellular component (GO): nucleolus
Source: RefSeq, a predicted model, not a curated record